Messenger RNA from Anopheles bellator, 3087 nucleotides. RefSeq names its product mediator of RNA polymerase II transcription subunit 24 (gene MED24). The coding region runs from base 1 to 3060 and encodes 1019 amino acids. Gene Ontology annotation, molecular function: transcription coregulator activity. Gene Ontology annotation, cellular component: mediator complex. The transcript has 5 exons. NCBI's taxonomy places the organism in Eukaryota, Metazoa, Arthropoda, Insecta, Diptera, Culicidae. The record is from RefSeq and is a predicted model, not a curated record.
AUGAUAAUCGACAGUCCCAAAACGACUAGCAAAACCACGCUGUUGAAGCUGAUGUUGUUGCGCGCAUGGAGAGAGCGGUGGUCGGACUGCCAAUGGGGGAUCAACGUGAAAACGGUGCUUACUAGAGGCGUGAGUGGCGAUGUCUACAAUUUGGCCGAUGCCAUCAUACAGCAAGCUGUGGUUGGAUCGGGAGCAAAUAUGCUGUUUCUUUCCUAUCUGAAGCACUCUCUGUGUGCACACCUGAUAUCGCAUGCCGCGGUGCUGAACCGUAUCGCAAAGUACGAGAACUUCGACAAACACCAUUGCCUGGUGGCGCUACUCGACUUCCUGCAGUCCAUAAUCGACGGUGUAACGUGCCGAGGCAAGCAGGAGGAAGCGUUACUGACCAAAGCGGUUGUCUCGCUGGUGCACUGGCUGAUACAGAUCUACGAGUGUGCGUUAAAAUCGUACGCCGAAAAGCGCUCAUUUUCCGUUGAAGAAGAAUCAGUUGUACAGAAGGUCGCUGUAGUGCUGGAGCGUAUUGUCGAGAGCCCGUUUCUUCUCGGCGUGAUAUCGAUCGGUAAAUAUGAGGCACCCGAGCUGUUUCUGGCAUUGCAGCAGUGUUUCAAUAGCAUCAACAACCUGACCAUCACAACGGGCUACGUGGCGCACGUGACCGGUAGUCAAAAGAAGGCAACUGUAACCGACUGUAUGCGCAAACUGGUUAUGAUCGAGUUAGACGCGUCCGAGAUGAAGCUGUUCGAUGGUGGCAAGGUGGAACCGAUCACCUUCAUUUUGCAGCCCCUCAUAGCGAUUGAAGUAUUGCUCAAUCCGAUAUGCGAUACCACCGUUUAUGUGUCGCAACUGAUCAACCUACGGCAGCUGAAGGGUUACACGAAUGCCCGGUUGUACUGUGAACUGGUGCGCGGUUGUUUCGUGUCCCUCAACAACGUCGAGGGAACUUCGAAGGAGUCGUUACUGUGCGCAUUCGCAUUCAUCAAGGUCCCGCACAUUAUGCGACAGAUUCACAGUCGCAUAGCCGGCAAGGAGCAGAAAGAGGAGAAUACCAAUCAAUCGUACAGUGUCGAUGUGGUAGAAGCGUUCGAAAUGCUACUCCAGGAUACGCCCGUUCUAGACUACAUGGACAUGAAGUGUGCCUGCAACGUGGUAGAAUGCCUGUUGAAGGAACUGGUAAAGCACAGCCUCGUGACGGAAAGUCAAGUGAAGCAGUUCGUUGCUCAGCGUGAACCGAUCACACUCGGAUUGCAGAAGCUGGAAACGAGCAACACACAAUUAGCGAUGAUGCUAAAGUUUGUGUUUCGUGUCGAGUCACCUCUGGGAGGUAUCCUGAAAGCGUUGGCUGCCGAUUUUAGUAAAGUGCAGGACGCUCUGCUGGCCAUGCUCUGCCAGGUGCUGACUGGUAACGGGCUUGAUCUAGUGCUGUCCGUUGCCUCGGUUGAAGGAAAGUUGAAGCUGCUCGUGUCGGGCCUGCUAAAGUGCAACGACUACGCAAAGCAAGCGACAACCGUCGAGCUCGGAAAGGCGGCCAGUACGCGGGCCGGUCUGUUUGAUGUCAGCUUCAUGAUGCUGGCGUAUGUGGCGCAAAGCCACGGAUCGGACGCGAUACUGGCCGAAGGCGGAAACACGUUCUUUGAAAAGUGGGUCCGCGAGUUUAUGGUCGAGCGCAAGAAAACCAAGUCACCGAUGACGAUGGUCAAGCAGGCGGACCCAAUGGUGCUGGAGGAGCUAAUUAUGGCACUGAACAACACCGACGCGGGGUUGAAGACUUCGAAUCUGCGCUGGGAGGACAUCUGCUACACGAUACCGGCCCUGCUGCAUCAGGUGCUGAUGGCGUGGGAAAAUGAAACCCUUUCUCCGGUGGAGAUAAAGAAAAUGCUCGACGGGCUGAAGGCGCACUUUUGCUCGUUUGCCGUCUGCUCCGCCUCGUGGCUUUGCGCGUACAUGCAGAUGGUACGCCAAGACGAGCAGUUGAAACCGAUGAACAUGGUACAGCAACUUUGCAGUGCCCUCAGCGGACCGCAGGCGGAAGAGUGGCUGCAGCAAGAGUACGCCAAGGAUCGCUUCACGCUGAUGGGACAAAUCAUCCGUAAGAUGCAACAGGAGUUCCAGCGAAUGCCUCAGAGCAAUCCGAAGCUUCGGGCCCUCUUCCCGGCACAGCAUAUGGUGGCUCACUUGCCGCUCGAAGAGCAGUUCGAGGAAGCGUGGAAAGCAAUCGCCGAACGCGGUUGGUUACCGAUCGAGACCACCUUCCUUCUCGAUACGCUUCUUCAACCGUGCGGUCCUGCCUGGCUGGUGGAGAAAAUGAUUGCGAAGCUGUUUCAGUGCAAGUACAUCCGCGAACUAAACAAAACAAUGGACCUGAUCUUUGCGAUUAUGCACCUCGACAUGGAGCGGUGCACGAUCGCGCUCCUAUCGCAGCUCGUUCCGAUGAUGCUACUCAACAAACAGCAAACAGCGGAGAUAGUUGAUCCGCAGUCGCGCAUACUGGCGAAACUUUGCGUCUACUGCAUCAUCGUGACGAUGGAGAGUUCCCUGACGGCGUCCAAAAAGCGUGUCCGUACCGGAGGGCCCGAGACCGAAGAAAUGGACACGUUCUGCUCGAGCGCCAAGCUACGGAAGAUCGAGCUCGAUGGGUUGGGCGUACCAUGUGGUGAUGCGGUCGCUGGAGAGUUUUCACUUGAAAGCCCCCUGGACAGCAACACCGGUCGGGAGACGGCAGCGGUCAGCCUUAAGGAGCCACUGCAGGGCUGCUUGCAGACACUGUUCCGCACGUUCACGCAGUACAUUACGACGAAUGAGCUGUCGCCGAAGGUGUACUUUGUGUUCCAGUUCCUAUCGUUGCUGGUGGAGAUUGGUCGCGAACGUAUCAUGUGUGUGCUGAAGCUGAUACCGAAUGGCUUAAUACAGAACCUGCUGAAAAUCAAUGCCACCGACGAGAUGACGGUUGGAUUGAUUUUGAGAUUAUACGAUCUGACGGCCAACAACGGGCGCCAGUUUGCGAUGUCCGACAUUUGCUUGCUGCGAAACAUUCAACUGCGCAAGGAUAGCAUUAAGUUGUAAUUCAUCGUUUCUAGCAAACUGUUCAAU